AUGAUGCUAAAGCUUAGUGAUUUUAGCCAAGUGGUGCCUGAUUUAGGCAUGGAAGCUAAGAUAACGUCGCGAUCCUUGGCUUUGAACGUGAAGAAGCUAGUAGAGUUUUUGGGAUUUCCUUUUUCUCCAGAGGAAGAUGAAAAUGGUAUAGUUGAGGAAAUUGUUAGGCUUUGUAGCUUAGAGAAUCUCAGGAAUUUGGAGGUGAACAAGAACGGUGGUGUUAAUACUCCAGCUACUAAGUUUAAGGCUAGUUCCUUUUCUAGAAAGGGAAAAGUAGGAGAUUGGACAAAUUUUCUUACUCAUUCCAUGGUAGAACGUUACAAGAAAAUCAUGGAAGAAAAGUUGGGAAAUGUGGCUUAUCAUUUGAACUGUUCUAAUGGUUGA
Coffea eugenioides is the source of this 384-nucleotide messenger RNA. Its product is annotated as flavonol 3-sulfotransferase-like. Gene Ontology annotation, biological process: sulfation. Bases 1 to 384 code for a protein of 127 amino acids. The transcript has a single exon. The record is from RefSeq and is a predicted model, not a curated record. Gene Ontology annotation, cellular component: cytoplasm. NCBI's taxonomy places the organism in Eukaryota, Viridiplantae, Streptophyta, Magnoliopsida, Gentianales, Rubiaceae. Gene Ontology annotation, molecular function: sulfotransferase activity.